Molecule: messenger RNA, 8149 nt
Organism: Thunnus maccoyii (southern bluefin tuna)
Lineage: Eukaryota; Metazoa; Chordata; Actinopteri; Scombriformes; Scombridae
Gene: adamtsl3
Product: ADAMTS-like 3
Exons: 32
Coding region: 272-5587 (1771 amino acids)
Biological process (GO): extracellular matrix organization
Cellular component (GO): extracellular matrix
Molecular function (GO): metalloendopeptidase activity
Source: RefSeq, a predicted model, not a curated record
UGUCAGGCUGGCAGACGGUCUGUGCGCCGCUCGGAGCUGGAGACGUAAAGUACCGGCGCGUUGAUCUCUCUGACAGCUCGUCGGUUUCUCACUUUUUGGACGUUUCUGUGUUUGUCUCGCGCUGUGGACGGCGGGGAUCGGGGCUUUGAGGACAAUCGGACUGUUUUUUGGAGAAUAAACUGAUGUUGCAUCUCCACAUGAGCGCAUAGGGAGCGCAGAAGGUUGGGGCUCACCCAGCUGUAAAGAGACCCUGACCUGGGCAAUAAUCCAGAUGAAGAUGAUGUCAUUCAUCCUGUGGAGGGCUGUCCUCAUCUUUCUCACGCUUCGCACUGCACAGUGUGCAGAGAGUCAGCCCCAGAGUGCAGUGUUCCUGCCAGAGUUUGCCCUCUCACCUCAGGGCAGCUUCAUGGAGGAUGCCACCGAGGAUCAGUUUCUAACCUACAGAUACGAUGACCAGACGUCCAGGAUGACUCGUUCAGAUGAAGACAGGGAGAUUGGUUGGGACGCCUGGGGAACAUGGAGCGACUGCUCUCGGACCUGUGGGGGAGGAGCUUCCUAUUCUCUACGGCGCUGCCUCAAUGGAGGAAACUGUGAUGGCAAAAACAUCCGCUACAGAACCUGCAGCAACACGGACUGCCCAGCAGAGUCAGGUGACUUCCGGACCCAGCAGUGUUCAGCCCACAAUGACAUCAAGCACCAGGGUGUCUCCCAUGAGUGGAUCCCAGCACCUUACGACCACUCAGCGCCCUGUGCACUAAGAUGUCAGGCAAAAGGAAAGAGUCUCACUGUUGAACUGGCCCCCAAGGUGCUGGAUGGAACACGUUGCCGUGCAGACGCCUUUGACAUGUGUAUCAGUGGAGUGUGUCAGGAGGUGGGCUGUGAUCGCCAGCUGGCCAGCGGUGCCAGGGAGGAUAACUGCGGCGUCUGUGGCGGCGACGGCUCCACAUGCCGUCUGGUACGAGGACAGGCCCUACCUCACCUUACAGCAGAAGAAUCUGUGAAGACAGUGCUGGAGGUCCCAGUGGGAAGCCGCUUUGUCAGACUCAACGCCAAAGGCCCUGAUAUGAUAGUCAUCGAGGCUGUCUCUCUUCAGGGGAAGAAGGAGGAGACCAGUCUAGUGUCUACAGGCUCCUACGUGAUAGGAAACACUUCCCUGGACUUCCAGAGAGGGAUGGAAAGGCAGACACUCAGGACACAUGGCCCACUCAACGCUGAUUACAUUAUCAAGAUGAAGUAUGGAGGAUCCAAGGACACGGUGGUCCAGUUUCUCUUCUACCAGCCAAUCAGGUACCAGUGGAGAGAGACAGACUUCUUCCCCUGCUCUGUCACCUGUGGAGGAGGCUAUCAGCUGAACUCUGCAGAGUGCACAGACAUCCGAUCCAAUCAGACCCUGCCUGAACACCAUUGUAACAGCUAUCCUGAAAACACCAAACCCACACCAAAACUCAAGGAGUGCAACAUGGACCCCUGCCUAGAGAGUGAUGGAUUCAAAGAGGUGAUGCCAUACGAUCACUUUCAACCUCUGCCUCGCUGGGAGCAGGGCCCCUGGACCCAGUGCUCGGUGUCUUGCGGUGAAGGUGGUGGCUGGCAAGAUCGCAGUGUGGUGUGUGUGGAGGAGGACACCCACGGACAGUUCUCCCAGGUAGACGAGUGGAAGUGCACCCAUUCCCCUCGACCUGUCACUCGACAGAUUUGCAACACUUUCGCCUGCCCCCAGUGGGUGGCCAUGGAGUGGUCUCAGUGCACGGUGACAUGUGGCCGUGGCCUGCGUUACCGAGUGGUUCUGUGCAUUGACCAUCGUGGGCAGCACAUUGGAGGCUGUGACACAGCACUCAAACCUCAUGUUAAAGAAGACUGUCUGGUCCCUAUCGCCUGCCACAAGCCCAGAGAAUCUGUACCAGUAGAAGCCAAGGUGCCCUGGUUAAAACAAGCCCACGAGCUGGAGGAACACCACACUGCUACAGAGGACCCUACAUUUGUACCUGGGCCCUGGUCACCCUGCAGCACCACCUGUGGGCCUGGCAGGCAAACUCGGGAGGUGAAGUGCCGGGUGCUGCUCUCGUUCACUAAGACGGAGGUGGACCUUCCAGAGGAGGAGUGCGGUGAGGACAGACCGCAGCUGGAGAGGCCCUGUAACCAGGGAAUAUGCACCAGGGUCCCAGGCAUCUCUUCAGGCCUCCAGGACCAUGGGGACCCUUACAUCCAGACAGAGGAACUGCACAGCUGGGACUACAGGGGCUUCACUGCCUGCUCAGCCACAUGUGCUGCUGGAAAGCAGACAGCAGUAGUGAGGUGUGUUAACAGGAAGCGAGGUGAAGAGGUGGAGGACUCUCUGUGUGAUUCAUCCAGCAAACCACCAGUUAUGAUCCGCAUCUGUAACCCUGAGCCAUGCCCCCCAAGAUGGGAAGUGACAGCAUGGACUGGCUGCUCUGCGUCUUGUGGCGUCGGCAUACAGACCAGGAGUGUGUUUUGCAUGCGUUUGCUGUCCAUCGAGCAGCAGGAUAUUCUGACUGUUUCAGAGGAAGAGUGCAGAGAAUUCAAACCCGCCAUCCUGCAACCCUGCAACCAGGUCGACUGUCCUGCAGCCUGGGAGACUGAACCUUGGCAGCAGUGCUCCCAGUCAUGUGGUGGGGGUGUCCAGGUGCGUAAGGUGUACUGUAAGCAGCUCCUGUCCACAGGGGCCUAUAGGAGACUGGGAGACAGGGCCUGCUGGGGGAGCAAACCUGCUACCAGCAGAGGCUGCAGCACCACUGACUGUGUUCCCUACAUGGCAGGAGGAGAAUGGAGCAAGUGCUCGGUGUCCUGUGGUUUGGGGAUCCAGCGCAGGGAGCCACUGUGUCGCCAGUUGACGGCCAUGGGCCACCAGGUGACUCUGGCAAGGGAGCUCUGUUCAGGACUGCCCCCCCCACCACUCGUACGAACCUGCCGCAUGAUGGCCUGUCCCAAGCAUAAGAAGGAGAUGAGGCCCAAAGACACACAGAAGGUUCCAGUGAAGAACCAAGUCAAGCAGACAGUGAGGGAUCCAACAAAGGCCAGAGGCUAUAAGGAGGGGGUUAAACAGUGUCCGCAUCUCAUGGGUAUGCACCGCAUCUACAUCCAGACACGUAAGGAGAAGCGCCUCCACCUGACCAUCGGCGGCCACGCCUACCUCCUACCCAACACUUCCCUGGUCAUCAAAUGCCCCGUCAGACGGUUCCCGAAAGCCUACAUCCGCUGGCUCAAAGAUGGACGCCCUCUACCUAGCUCCAAACGCCUGGGUGUCACCAAAUCUGGCUCUCUGAAGAUCCACUUUCUGGGGGCGGAGGACAUCGGGGUGUACAAGUGCAUCACUGGACCUGCCUCGGACAUUUUCACCCUCCAGCUGAUAGGCAGUGACAGCAGAUUAACUAGCAGAACACCUGCCGCCAGUCCCAGUCCCAACUGGGAGGAGAUGCUGCCUAGCUGUCACAGCCAUUACUCAAACCUAAAGUCCACCUGGCCUGGAGUCAGUGUGUCUCUGCUGCCCCCUGGUGCCCAGGAGGCCUACCUGCACCCGAGGGUAGAGGAGAGGCUGAUUAAUAUCACCAUGCAAGCUGACAGAAGAGAGAUCCAGCAGGAGCAGGCCUCAGAGCUCAUCUCCUCACUGCUUACCCACAUGUCUACUGCACAGCUCUGGACCAGGCCUGCAGGAGGAGGAGGACAAGUUAAAGACAGGCUGCCUAACUGGUCAGAGCGCUCCUCAUUGGAGACAGCCGGCAGUAAACCUGUGAUCAUCAGACAGCAGCAGACCCUUCCUAUGACUUUUGAGAAGCAUAUCAACAUCAGCAUUGGGCACAGUGCCUUCCUCACCAAUGCUACCCGAUUACUGACCAUACGCUGCCCUGCAGAGGGCUUCCCCUCUCCCAGGAUCCUCUGGACCAAAGAUGGAGCUGUGCUGCAGCACACUGACAGGGUGUCAUGGGAUAUCUCGGGAGGACUCCACAUCUUGCAGCCCAGAGCGUCUGACAGAGGCCAGUACAAGUGCACAGUUGCCAACACAUAUGGCUCAGACUCUGAGACAUCUCAGCUACUGGUGGCAGAGCCUCCAGCCAUCGCAGUGUCAUGGAGGAAUGUUUCAGACCAUGGGGUGGUGCUGGGUCACAGUGUGAGAGCCGUGGUGGGAGGACGAGUCACCGUUCGCCUGGGUGCCAACCUCACUCUGGACUGCCCCGUCACUGGUUUUCCUCAGCCCUCAGUGUCAUGGCACAGGAAGAAUGGGCCGUUGGAUGCGGGAGCUGUCUCCCUGCCCUCUGGCUCACUGUGGAUAAGGAAUGUCUCUCUGCAGAACAGGGGCACCUUCUCCUGCACCGCCACUAACACCAUAGGAAAGUCCACUGCCUUUACUGUCCUGCAGGUCUAUGGUCCAUACCCAGCUGGAGGAGGCAGGGUUGUUCCAGUCUCCCAAGAGCUGAACAGGAGAAGGGUCCUCAUGGCGUCACGCCGCGGAACGAGUGUCUUCAUCAGACCUGGAGACACUCUACGUAUAGGUUGUCCUGUGAUUCCUGACCACAAACUGCCAGUGCACUGGGACUACAACAACCAGACCCUGAAAGAUAUUUCAGGUCUGGCCCAGACCCAGGGUCCUGAUCUGGGUCAGGGUCUGCAGUACAGGAUGCUGGUGGGGGGUCGCGUCCUGGAGGUCAGCACACUCCAGGUGAAGUUCUCAGGCCGAUAUCGCUGCCAGACCUUCAUCAACAGUACCAGACAAAUGCUGUCUGCCUGGAUAUACGUUCAUGCUGAAGAGUUUGGCUGGCGUUUUGGAGACUGGACCACAUGCAGCGCAUCCUGUGGGAACAGAGGGACUUGGCUGCGGAGGAUUCGCUGUGUCACUUUGGAUGGAAGAGAUGUUCAGCCCACCAUGUGUCAGCACAUACCAAAACCCAUCGCCUCCCCCGUUCCCUGCAACAGACAAGACUGUCCUCCCAGAUGGGUGAUAUCAGAGUGGUCAAAGUGCUCUGCCUCGUGUGGCGGUGGCUGGAAGCAGAGGCAGGUCUCCUGUCAGCAGCUGGAUGCCAGAGGAGCAGUAAGGACUGUGACAGCAGCAGCCUGUGAGAGGAUGAGCCGGCCUGCUGACAGAGAGCAGUGCACCGCCAAUAACUGUCCCACCUGGGUAACCAGUCCCUGGGGAAAGUGUUCAGGGAGGUGCUUGGGCCCAACCACCACUGUGCAGAAGAGAUCUGUUAUCUGCCAACAUUCCAAUGGCUCCUCAUACACAGACUGUGAUCUCAGGAACAGGCCUGUGUCAGUACGCAACUGUUCCUCGGACCUGUGUGAUGUCCAGUGGCAUCCUGGUGCAUGGCGGGCAUGCACUGUAGUCUGCGGGAGCGGCUUUCAGUCCCGCAGGGUGGACUGUGUUCACCGUAGGAGUGGUAAGACUCUGGCUGACCAGCACUGUGCCUGGCUCCAACGCCCCUCCACCUGGCAGCACUGCAACACCACCACCUGUGGGAGUGAAUGCAAGGAUGCAACCCAGUACUGCAGCGUGGUGAAGAGACUGAGGUUGUGCUAUGUGGAUAUGUACAAACAGAGAUGCUGUGGGUCGUGUUCACAGGAUGCCGACUCCACCUAGUGGCAGUUAGCAUGUAAUUACACUAAAUAGUGUUAAACAGGUUGACUACAUGAGAUGAAUGACUGAGCAAAGAUUGAAAGGACAUCAUCUGUGAGUGGAUGCUUCAAGAACUGCACAUAUGUAAACUGGACAGGCUUCAGUCCAAUUCCCUUAUUCUUAAAAGGAAACUGAACGGAGGUCAAAAGGCUGAAAGGAUGAGGGGGGCUAUAUUUUCUGAUUUGGACCCAACCUCCUAAUAUGAAGACAUAUGAAGUGUUCACUAUGUGGAUCAAUUGGAGUUUCGGACUUUCCUGCAAAAAGAGAACAUUUUAUUUCCAGAGACAUUCAAUAAAGGCAGCCCAGCCAAAAAGGAAUAUAAUGAUGAUGUUUAUAGUAGAAUGUGUGCCACUGCUCUCCUGUUGUAUUGGUUUGACCUUUAUUAGGUAUGAGAUAUCAGCCAGUCAUGUCACUGAUGUGAGGUCCAUCAUAUCAGCAGCUAAAGUAUAGAAAACCUGCAGUAAUACUUUUCUUUCUUUAAACUUUUCUUUAUUUAUUUGUGUAAUUUUUCAAAAUUGUUCAUUUUUUACAAAAUAAGUCAUCUUAAAGCAUUAAAGGGAAAUUCCAGUUUAUUAUAACUUGGGUCUGAUUUUCAUAGAUUUGCCUAUCAUUUAUACUUAUACUAUACUGAGAUGUGGGAAAACACUAACAUCAGUAUAAAAAGGUCUGAUGAGUCAAAAAACAUGAGCAGUCAGAUGAUCAGACAUGUUGUGCAGUUCAGCCAUAUUGUCCAAACCAUUUUAUUUGAAGCUGAAACUGAAAGUGAGUGAAUUAUCACUAGAAAUGAUGGCCAAGACUGCAAAAAUAAGACCCAAAUUGCAAUAAACUGAAACAAUCCUUUAAUCUCUCCCUGACUUUCCCUAACAUCAAAUAGGUACAGUAUGUCACCUUGCUUUAAAGAGCUGCUAACCCUAAGAAAAUUUCUUUAGUGUGGGUUCCAGUGUCCCGUGUGUUUAAGUGUCCCAUGAUGCUGUUUUGAAGGCUUUUCCAUCCUGAUAAGUUUAAAAGUUUGGUAGACACACUGAAUUCUUGUUCUUCUUCGGCAUGAAAAUGAUCCAAUUUAAAUACAUUGUCACGAAAACAUCCCCACAAAACCAUGUGUUGGUGACUUCAAUAUAAAAUAUUGUAUUGGCCUUCAAAACCCUAUAUGUAAAACCAGCCCUUUUGCCAGAUGGACUGUUGAUGUCGGAUGAUUCAGCGAAACCCCUGAUUGCGUUCAAUGCUUCAAUGCAACUUUUUGUAAAUUAUCUAUUAUAUCUGUAAGGCUGCUGUUGGGAAAGAUCUUGGUUAAGGCAAAUAAACUAUGUUUAAUGUACGGUUAAUGUUUAGGCGACUAAAAUACUCAAUUAAGGUUUGGGAAAGAUCAGGGUUACAUCUAAGUUAUGGUUAGGUUAGAGAUUCUCAAUGGCUCACCCCACCCAAGUCCAUCGAAUAGGGAGCUAAAGGCAAAGGCUAAAGGCACUCAAGAUUCCACACACCAUGCAAACCCAUUUAGUCAAGAGAAGCCCCCAAACCACAAAGAAAUGAUAGGAGAAUCCAGAAGACAGUGAAGCAUCCAAGCCAAACCUGGUUGGGGUUUGGGUAUCCACACCAAGGGUUAGAGCAGACUGGUUGUCAAGACAUUAAAAGAUAGGGCACCCAAGAUCCAAAGAUGCAAAGAUGUUUCAAGAUGAAGAUGAUUAAGAUUAGAAUGAAUGGUGGUCAAGGGGAGAGAAUCACAGGUGGGAUUAGCCACUGAGUCUAAAAUGGUAUGGAUUAGGGUAACCUGUUGGCUAGGGUUAGGGUUAGGGUCACAAACUUCAACAUUCUGCAUGAAAGUCAGUUGAGCUACAUGCCUAUCCACCAACCUGACCUCCACACCCUUACCUUCCGCCUUGCUUCCGUUAAAGGAUUUAACGUUGGCACAAAGUGUGUAUUGUGGAGUCAUCCAUGACCAUAAUUCCUAGGGAUAAUGGAAUGGUAAAACCCUUAAUGUACACAGAAUCAAGCAUUGGAAGUCCUGUGUUUAAUUUAUAAUAACAACAUCAGGUCGUGUAUGUACAGCAAACAGAGUUUUGGAUUGAGAUCCUUUAAGACCAAUCACUUGUGUGAAGGCACUGGGUUGUGAUUGUAGUCAUGUGUCACUGAUGAGAAAAGAGCUGCUGCUGCUGGUGGAGCUUCAGUCGUGAAAGCAUGAAUUCAUAUCCACAUGUUAUUCAUAAACACCACUUUAAGAUUCUCAACUACACCAUACAGAACAUUUUGUAAAAGAAUUUGAUAUUACAAUUGAACUGACUCUGGAGUGAGCAGAGAGGCACCAGCAGAACACUGAUUUUGACUGAUGGGUCUAUUCAUGUUACCUUUGUGUUGGUUAUCAUACUGAUGUGCUGCAUUGUAAAAUGUCUUGUAUAUACUGUGUUCUAAGUGCAAUAUCGUAUAUUGAGUGUAUGUAGAUGUGUGAAACUUUUAUUUUCUUACUUAUUCAUGGUUAAGGUGUCUUUUUAACUCCUGUUUAAGAUCUUAGAAUAUAAAGCACUCAUAUAUGUU